Molecule: messenger RNA, 1325 nt
Organism: Trichosurus vulpecula (common brushtail)
Lineage: Eukaryota; Metazoa; Chordata; Mammalia; Diprotodontia; Phalangeridae
Gene: APEX1
Product: apurinic/apyrimidinic endodeoxyribonuclease 1
Exons: 5
Coding region: 264-1226 (320 amino acids)
Biological process (GO): base-excision repair
Cellular component (GO): nucleus
Molecular function (GO): DNA binding; endonuclease activity; double-stranded DNA 3'-5' DNA exonuclease activity
Source: RefSeq, a predicted model, not a curated record
ACCCACGUGGGGGAAUCGCGCGUUCUUCUCUUUGUGUCCGGGGUAGGAAGAAGCUCCUACCUUCCAAGCUGAGUCGCCUUUGGGCUAGACUUCCCCGGCGCUUCUGGCUUUAGGCGGUGCUUUAAGAGCAGCAGUAGGCGAGAAGUGCCCGCCGAGCCAAGGAGGCUGUCCCAAGAGGUUUUCAAGGUGUCCACAGGACCACGAUUCUGCUGCGUUGGGCUAUAGGGGGCUUGGGCCGCGGGGCGUUGUUCUGGGCGAGCAGGAUGCCAAAGCGAGGGAAGAAGGAAGUAUCUAAGAAGGAUGGAAUCAGUGAGGAGGAGCCAGAGACUAAAGAGCCUGAGCCUAAGAAGACUAAGAAGGGUGCAAAAGAGAAGGAGGCAGCAGGGGAAGGAUCUGCCACAUACGAGGACCCCCCAGACCAGCAGACCUCACCUAGUGGCAAACCUUCUACACUCAAGAUAUGCUCCUGGAAUGUGGAUGGGCUUCGGGCCUGGAUCAAGAAAAAGGGUCUGGAUUGGGUAAAGGAAGAAGCUCCUGACAUCCUUUGCCUCCAAGAAACCAAAUGUUCAGAGAGCAAGUUGCCACCUGAGCUUCAGGACCUGCCUGGACUUACCUACCAGUACUGGUCCUCACCUGCUGAUAAAGAAGGAUACAGUGGUGUUGGUCUCCUUUCCCGACAGUGCCCACUCAAAGUUACCUUUGGCAUUGGUGAAGAGGAGCAUGAUCAGGAGGGCCGGGUGAUAGUGGCUGAGUUUGAGGCAUUUGUGCUGGUGACAGCAUAUGUGCCUAAUGCAGGACGAGGGCUGGUUCGACUGGAAUAUCGACAAAAAUGGGAUGAGGCAUUUCGCAAGUUUUUGAAAGGGCUAAGUGCCAAAAAGCCUCUUGUGCUCUGUGGGGACCUCAACGUGGCCCACGAAGAGAUUGACUUGCGCAAUCCCAAGGGGAACAAGAAAAAUGCUGGGUUUACCCCACAGGAACGCCAAGGUUUUGGGGAGCUGCUCCAGGCAGUGCCACUGACUGACAGUUUCCGUCAUCUCUAUCCAGAGGCAGCUUACGCUUAUACUUUUUGGACCUAUAUGAUGAAUGCCCGAGCCAAGAAUGUGGGCUGGCGGCUUGACUAUUUCUUGUUGUCUCAGUCCUUGCUCCCUGCCCUAUGUGACAGUAAGAUCCGGUCCAAAGCCCUAGGUAGUGACCAUUGUCCUAUCACCCUCUUGCUGGCAUUGUAAUUCUUUUACAAUUUAAACCGGGUCUUCAGCAACCAGAAUCCGGGACUGUUUCUUUAAUUUUGAGAAUGCUGUUGUUGAAUAAAGAACCAUAGAGGUCCA